CGGAUGAGGAAGUGAAUGGACGAAAAGAACAUCAACAACACACUGCAUAAAAUAUUGGGAACUAUUGUAGUCUGGUUUACGACUCAGUGCGAAGUCACUCAUGUUGAAUGAUUGUGUACUUGGGUGGGAUACUGCCACUUUGCCGAUAGUUAUAGUUCAGCCAAUCGUAUUGUCACUAUCUUUUAUUUUUUGUUAUCGGUAUUUAUUCGUCGACAAUCAUAGACGUGGAGAAAUGAAUGGCGCGAACACGACGGAACGAACGCAGUCUGCAGCGGUCUCUUCCUGUAAGAAUCCCGAUUGCAUACGUUGCAGGCGGUAUCGAUAUGUUCAGGAGCGAGCAAGAAGCAAGCUUUCAUGGAUACUGCGGGAUUUGAGGACAAGGGAUGAAUCUUCCUUCUCGAAACUAAAUCGACGCAUUCCAAAUGCAAUCAUACCACCAGAGACGAUGUCAUCGAUUGACAACAGUAGGAGUGGUGGUGGCAACAACAACCAGGCUUUGUGCUUUCAAAAUCCGACGGUGUUAAUGGUUCAAGAUUUACCUUCCAAGGAAAUAGUAACGGACUGGCAUCAGAAUGUUGUCGUUUAUUUGAAGAAGCGACAAGCCCGUGCUAUAGUCUUCGAAGCGCUAGAUAAGAUUGAAAAUAAUAGCAGGAUCAAGAGGGAUGGCGAAGAUGAUUCCAAUUGGACUGUGAACGAUACAUCUCCACAGGGUCAUUGGAAAGUUUUUCACAUCCUGAACCAGGGGGUCUGGAACCCAAUGCUGCUUUCCGAAAACGAGAACGGAAAGGAAACCUACCUGGACCUUCUGGAUCUUAUUCAUAACAUUCCUGGUCUGUUAAACAACUGUUUAUUUGGUAAUGUUUUUGUCUCCAAGAUUUAUCCAGGAACCGAUAUUGAACCACAUUGCGGACCUACGAAUAUUCGCCAUCGGCUGCAAUUUCUUCUGAAGUUGCCAGGUAAAUCUUCCCCAGUAACGCAUUCAUCAGUUGUUGAACCAAAAAAUAACGAUGUACUUGAUGGCGAGACAGAACCGGCACUCUCCCUUUCAGUGGGACGAAUAGAGAAAAUCACCUGGAAUGCAGAUAAUGAUGCGUUUGUCUUCGAUGAUUCGUUCAUCCAUUCAGUCACAUACAGAAAUGAUGACAGUGCCAAGGAAAAAUUAGAAACCGAAAAUUUUAGUCAUGAAGACGACUUCGCACGUGUGGUCCUGAUUGUAGACUUAUGGCAUCCCAACUUGCAGGAAUCAGAAAAGAUGAUUUUACAACAUUCUUAUCCCCCUUUCACCAUCGACACAUGCAAACAAUAAGAUGAAAAACUUUAUUUUAGUAUCUUAGAUUUGCUCACU
This is a messenger RNA of Pseudo-nitzschia multistriata, 1345 nucleotides long. NCBI's taxonomy places the organism in Eukaryota, Bacillariophyta, Bacillariophyceae, Bacillariales, Bacillariaceae. The record is from the annotation of a GenBank genome assembly.